This is a messenger RNA of Moesziomyces antarcticus, 3819 nucleotides long. RefSeq lists its product as uncharacterized. The transcript has a single exon. Gene Ontology annotation, molecular function: nuclear export signal receptor activity. Gene Ontology annotation, biological process: protein export from nucleus. Lineage: Eukaryota; Fungi; Basidiomycota; Ustilaginomycetes; Ustilaginales; Ustilaginaceae. The coding region runs from base 1 to 3819 and encodes 1272 amino acids. The record is from RefSeq and is a predicted model, not a curated record. Gene Ontology annotation, cellular component: nuclear pore; cytoplasm.
AUGUCGCUCGUCGCGCCAAACGCUCACUUGCAAGAGGCUCUCGCUUCGAUCCACCAGGCUUCGGCCGAGUUCACCAGUCCCGACCCGCAGCUGCGUGCCAAGGGCGAAGCCACCUUCCUCGCCCUGCGUCAGUCCGAAGGUGCACUCGACUACGCCUGCUUUGCUCUGGAGCACUCGCAGGAUCCACUCGUGCUAUUCCAGUCGCUCAACGCCGUGCUCUCCGUGCUUCCUUCGUUGAGCGCGCAUCAGCCCAGCCAGGGCGUCGCCUCGCUCACAUCGUUGCGCGACUUUCUGCUUCACUUUUGCGUCUCUCGCAGCCAGCAGUCGUCGGCAGCUCCUUCCGCCUCGUCUGCAUCGGACGCUUCCGCAACUUGGCCGCAGUAUCUUCGCUCCCGUGCAUUCCAGACCGCCAUCGCUGUCGAAAAGCGUCUGCUGGGACUCGAGCUCGCUCAGCACGUCGGCCAGCACUCGGGAACCAACUCGGCCCUUGACGCCGUCAUCGACGCUCACGUCGGCCUCCUCAACACGCAGCUCGCAAGCCUCCUCUCGCUGCCGUCGCCGUGGCCUACAGAUCCUACCGAGUCGGCCGCCACCCUCGCUCGCAUCGUCACUGGUCUCGGUCUCGUCCGUGCUGUCGUGGACGAAACCAUCCUCACCAGUGCCAACGACGUCUUUGACUCCUCGUCCGGCUCCGACCGCAACCGACCUCAGAAUGCUGCAUCGGCAUCCAAACCCGUUGCGCCCGGCUCGUCUGUCGGGCUCAACCUGCUCCAGCACCGCCAGUGCAAGGCGCUCAUCCAGAAUCACGUCCUGGCUGGACUCAUGACGGCAGUCUUCCAGCUCCUCUACAACACCAUCUCCGAGGACGCUUCGACCACAGAUUCCAGCUCCUGGCGCCAUCCGCUCUUCUUCCAGGCCGUCUCUACCACCGAGAAGCUCCUCGGAUGGACCUUCACACGCUUCGACCCCUUCUCGUCGGCUGCAUGGCAGCAACAAUCGCGCUCUCAGCAAGACGAUUCCGUACUAGCCACAGGUGUCGACGAAGACGACGAGCAACAGUCCGGCUCAGCCACAUCGCAGGGCAAAAAGGCGCUGCGUCCGCAGUACGUCUCGGACGCCUUCGUGCCCGUCUUGCUCUCAGACGACGUCGUCUCCCUCCUCACCACAGCCUACCGCUUUGGACUGCGCUUGCAGAGAAAUGGCGUCGCCAGCCGCGACAUUUCCUUCUCGAUCCACCGACUGCGUCAGUGCAUCUUAUCCACUUGCAGCUUCAUCCCUCAGGCUCAAAAGCCCCAACAUGUGCCUACGCUCGUGUCCCGCACCAAGCACAUCUGCGCCACCCUCCAAUCCUUGGUCGAAGAAGAGUGCGCGUCGCCCUCACAGCUCUUGUCCGCGCGCGGCAACUCCAUGCUCUUCCUGGCUCAAGCCUUCCAGAUCAUCUUCUCGGUCGUUCCCGUCCAGAUCCUGGCCGCGUCGCUCCAUCAAAGCGGCGCAGGCGCUCAAGCUUGCCUCUCUUUCAUUUCGUCGCUCGCCACUCUCGGCAAGGCCAUCUUUGGUCUCGCAUUCCACCGACCUACCGACACGGACGAGGAGGACGACCUCGCGGUGCUCACCGAAGACACUGUCGACGUCCUCUUGCAGUGCUGGCAGACAUUGACUUCAACUCUGCGACAGCACGACGCUGCUCACGCCCAGGACACCGAGGUCCAAGUCUUUGCCAGAGCCGUCUACGGCAGCAUUCGUGACCAAGUGUUCGCUCCUUACGUCACAGGUCGUCUGGAGGCCGCCUCGAUCGUCAACGGCGAAGACGACGUGUCGGAAGUCGAAGAGGUGACUGCCAAGGAUCGCGAUGUCUACUCGGACCAGCUCAUCACCAUUGCCAAUCUCGCCAGAACGUCGGUCGCCGACAAUCUGCGCGCGCUCCACCAACUCGCGCAACCUCUGUGCGAGAAGCUGAUUGCCAAAUCCCAGCGCCAGUCUACGCUGUCCGAUGUGGAGCUGGGUCAGACCUGGGAGCAGCUUCAUUGGCUCAUUCUCAUCGCAGGCCAUCUCCUUGCAGACGAUGCGCGCGGCGAGACGCCCGAAGUACCCGCGGAGAUUGCUGCGAGUGCCGAGCCCGAGGACCCGGCGGUGGCUUUGAUCAUGCAACUCGGCAUGCAGCUGCUGCAGCACCUGAGCGCGUUCGGGCCGGCCUCUGUUGAAGCCACCAGUCCGCAGGUGACCGAGACGCUGCUCUGGUUCACGGGCCGUUGGACUUCGUCGUACCUGCUCAUCGACGAGCGCUCUGGCUUUGCCACCAAUGCCGCUAUCCAGAGGGCGUUUGGCGACCAGGCUGGCCGGCAGACGCUCACGUUCCUGCUUCAGCGUCUGUCGGAGAAUCUGCAGCUGUGGAUGACCGACUCCGACGUGUUGCUACAGCUUGCUCAGGUGCUGUCUGCCUUCACACGGUCGAGCGGGAUCAUGAUCUGCCUGCUGCAACUCGCCGAGAUGGAGCAGCUGGUCUCGGGGAUCGUGUCCGGUCUGGAUCACCUGCCCGCAAACACGCAUGGUGCGCUCAUUGCCUCCGUGGUGGGCUGCAUCUACUCGGGCGCGACGCACCCGGAGGCGACGACGGAGCGAUCGGCCGAGUCCUACUUUAAGCAGAUCACCGCUUCGAUCGAGGCGCGCUUUGGCGCCUUGCUUUCGCGCGCCGACUUUGCGGCCAUCUCGCAGCGCUCGGACGUGAUCUCGGCGGUGCAGACGUCGCUCGACAUGCUCGAGGGGCUCGCCUCGUCGAUCCAGCCCAACUCGGCCGAGAUCGUAUAUGGCUUCAUCUCCAAGUUCUUUGGCGCCUUCGCGCAGCUCUGCCGCGUGUACGACACGCGGCCCGAGAUCGCGGUAUCGGUGCUGCGCGUGCUGCACACGCUGAGCGUGUCGCUCGAGCUCGACUUUGGAGCGGAGCCGUUCAUUGUGAUGGGCAUCAACCAGGCGGCGUGGGAGCUGAUGCAGGCGCUGCAGGGCGAGAACCGUGCGGGCAAGAAGAAGACGCAUCUGCUGCUUGCCUCGGAAGCCGGAUCGCCGCUGGACGACGAUGUGCCGUACGAAGGCCUGUGCCUGCUUGUGGAGCUGCUCGCCGAGCUCUCGGGCUCGGCACGAGCGGGCGUGGACGACGGCGGAUCGGAUCAGGCUGCAGAGCUUCAGCCGACCAAAACGAGCGACGUGUGCCUGAUGGGCUUUGAACACGUGCUCGGCCUGCUAACCACUGCUGAGCCGCUGAGCGUACCGCGCAUGCGCCAGGCACUGGGCAAGCUGACGUCGUCGGUGUUUGGGCUGUUUUCGGGCCGCAUGAUUCUCGUAGCCUCUGCCGCUGCGGGCACGGGCACGCACGAGCCGUCGCUGCUGGACAAGGCGGUGCAGGCGCUGUCGCUGUGCAUCAAGAUGGACGAGAACGAGACGGCGCAGCUGGGGCUCGAGUCGAUCGUGGCGUUCUGCAAGGUGGUAUCGGUGCACUUUGCGCCGCCGUCGGCGCAGCUGGUGGGUGCGCUGCACGGGUGUCUGGUUGCGGUGCUGCGGCUGGUGCUGGCCGAGCCGCUCGACUCGACGCUGUUCUGGACGGCGCUGUUUGCGCUGCUGUCGCUCAUCAAGGUGGCGCGCACCACGGAGCUCGGGCACGCCUUCAGCAGCGCCGCGCAGGGCCUCGAGACCAGCGAGACGUUCCAGACGGCCGCGCGCGAGCUCGUCGAGUCGGCUCUUGGACCGCUGGGCCAUAACGAUGCAGAGUGGAUCCACCAGGCCAAGCUCAAGCUGCCGCGCUGGCGCGCGCACAUCCGCGUGCGCUAA